AUGAUAAUGCGCUUGAUUGGCAAGCUGUUGGCAGUCAAACCGAUGAAGAUCAUCUCUCCGUUGAUAAAGAUGUUGCUGUGUUUUCUACCACAGAAUAUCGUGCUGCGGAAACUUCCAUUAGUGCAAAACCUGGGGAUACUACUGUAUCAUCUGACCAUACACCUUCCAGUAUUAAAAGUACUAUUGGAAAUGCUUCUUCUAGUGAAGUUGAUGUUGCUAAAUCUGUUAAAAAUGAAUCCAGUGACAGUAAAGGUGUUGAUAGUGUACUUUCGGAUACUGCAGCUAAACAGGGAGAUAAAGUGUAAUCAAGAUUCUCCUGCUAGUGUAUCUACUUCUACGGAAUUACAAAAGGACAGUUCUCCUCAAAGUGAAGCGCGCACUGGACAAGAAACAGCUCAUCUAGGAAGUCAAAUACAAGCAGUAAAGGCACAAGAUGAUGAAAAAUCCCAUAGAAAACCUCACUCAAAUAUGGUACAUGAUACACAAAUGCAAACAUCACAAACUCAGGGAGAUCAUCAAGUCUCAACACAAGGUUCACAUCAUGGAAAUCAUGAAACAUCUGGAGGUAAACAUUAUUUAAAAGAUAAAUAUUCUCAACUAACUAUAUAUUCAAAAUUAUAUUGA
Molecule: messenger RNA, 624 nt
Organism: Plasmodium cynomolgi strain B
Lineage: Eukaryota; Apicomplexa; Aconoidasida; Haemosporida; Plasmodiidae
Product: CYIR protein
Exons: 3
Coding region: 1-624 (207 amino acids)
Source: RefSeq, a predicted model, not a curated record